Cyclospora cayetanensis is the source of this 2829-nucleotide messenger RNA. RefSeq names its product DNA ligase. Gene Ontology annotation, molecular function: DNA ligase (NAD+) activity. The coding region runs from base 1 to 2829 and encodes 942 amino acids. Lineage: Eukaryota; Apicomplexa; Conoidasida; Eucoccidiorida; Eimeriidae. The transcript has 6 exons. The record is from RefSeq and is a predicted model, not a curated record. Gene Ontology annotation, biological process: DNA replication; DNA repair.
AUGCCACCUGGGGCCCUGUGUCUCGUCACUGGACGCUGGCUUGCUGCGAGCACCGCCAGGAGACUGACGAGCUUCCGCUCCUGUCAGCAGCACCAACGGCCGCCGUCUUGGCAACAGACACCACCAUGGCAACAGGGGUGCCUUCAUGGCGAAGCAGGCGCUUUAAGACUCCUCGACGGAAGGGCCUUAUUGCAUUCCGAAGAAGCAGCAGCAGCUGCUGCAGCUACAAUACUGUGCAACAAAAUCGAGGAAUUGAACAAGGCUUAUUUUGGGGGCGAAGAUCCUCUGGCCACCGAUGAGGCGUACGACGCUUUGUGGAUGCAGCUGCAAGUGCUGGAAAAGAAGCAUCCCCAUCUUCGCCUCCCCGACAGCCCUCUGCGAAGAGUCGGAGCAGUCCCCGUAGGAGUAGGCGCACAUGCAGGGGCACCCGCAGCGAACUGUCAGCAUUUGGCACCGGUUCUGUCUCUGGAGAGUGUGCAUGCUCCAGCAGAGGCCUCACGCCUCUUUGACAGGCUUGAUAGGCGGCGUUGUGAGGCAGCGGUGGAAUCUGAGGCCUCAUCAGUGAAAGUAUCGCGUGCUCUUGGGGGGGGUGGAUUGGCUGAACUUUUUGAUGGAGGCACUUUGCCUGCAUCUGCAGCAGCAGGUGUGGGUAGUAGGGCUACGGGGGGUGCAGCAGAGGACGGCGGUGUCUUUGCUGCGCCGCUGCUGCUGGAGCCGAAAGUGGAUGGUCAGAGUCUGUCCCUCACUUACAUGCGAAUGCACAGCAGCAGCGCCACGAAGGCUUGCAAGAAUGCUGUUCGGUAUCGCUUGGUAAGGGCUCUUACGAGGGGUGAUGGCCUUUCGGGAGAAGACGUCACGAACAAAGCGCUUGUUCUGGGAGGCGUGGGGGUGUUUCCCCUUGAAAUUACAGUAGGAGGUGCAAGCACAGCUGUCGAUGCAGGAGGAAGAGCAGGGGAUGGGGGCAGUUUGGCACCAGAGAAGGUAGCAGCAGGAGAAGGGCGCCAAGCAGGAAGCGGCUUUGCGAGUGGCGACGCAACGCGAUAUCCGAGGCAGAUCGAGGUUCGAGGCGAGGCUUUCAUGGGCCUGGAUGCUUUUGCGUCUCUGAACAAAGACAGGAGAGAGCGAAGUCUCAAGGCUUUCUCAUCCCCGAGGCAUGCUGUGGUCGGGCUGCUGCGGCGCGUGGAUAACUCCAGCGACGUGGAAGACAGCAGCAUUCGAUUUUGUGCUUACGGCCUUGUUGCAGAGCCGUCCGCUGAGCUGCCUCUGGACCCUAAUAGCGGAAAGGAUACACACAGCAGUGCGUUUCGCAGUGCAGCUGCGGCAGGCGCUGCUGUUGCUGGCGUGUCUACACAGCAAGAACUGCUGAGGCGGCUGCAGCAGUGGGGUUUUGAGGUGCUCCUGCCGCACAGUCUGCUGGUGGCUAGCCGUCGCGAGGCUUUGGCAGCCUUCGAGGAGCAGAGCCAUGCCCACGCAGCUUACCAGAGUCGGCUGGAGGAGGUUCUUCGUGGUCCGCCUUCUUCCAAUGCUGCUGCUGAUGGUGGUGAGGCGGGCGCUGAGACAGGGGGAGCAGCAGCAGCUGCUCCCCCUAUUCCAGCUGUUGGCUUCCCUCUGCCUUUGGAGAGCGUCCCUUGCGACGGUGUCGUAUUCAAGCUGAACUCUCUCCAGCACCAGUGGCAGCUUUCGAGCACUGCGAGAGCUCCGCGGUGGGCAUUUGCCCUCAAGUUUGCUGCUGUAGCGACGCGAACCCGUGUAGUGGCAGUUGAGUGGACGGUAGGCUCCUCGGGUGUCUGUACACCCGUGGCAGUGCUGCAACCCGUGCUCUUGGGGGGCGUCACCUUGGGCAGGGCUUCGCUGCAUUCCCUGCAGGAAAUGAGGCGAAAGGAUGUGAGACUUGGAGACCUGGUGUAUGUACAGCUCAAGGGAGAGUCGGUUCCACAGAUAUGUAGAGUUGAUUCUCAGGCCAGAAGCAGCGAAUCCAAGCCUGUCUGCGCGCCUACCCAUUGCCCGUCUUGCGAGCGAGUGCUGAUGGAGCGUUCUCCGCCAGCGAUGAAGACACCGGAGGCCUCUGCGCCUCUGCAUCCUUCUAGAAGGAGAACAUCGAAGCAAGGAAAAAAUGCCACAGGCGAAGCUGCAGCAACACCCCCACCAGCAGGCUUCACGACUACCCAAGACGCGGACAGACCUAAAGGGGUCUUGUGGUGCUCGGGAGGGUGGGCAUGCGGAGCACAGCGGCUGCAGCGGCUUCGACGUUUCUUCUCACGUGAUGGAUUGGCUGUGGCUGGUUUGGGGCCUAGAGCGCUGGAGGCUCUUACAGCUAAGGGCUACCUAAAGGUUCCUAGCGACGCGUUUCAUCUGGCGAACACGGAUAAUAAAAAGACAUCCUUGGGAGAGGCUGGCAUGGCGGGCUGGCCUGGCUGGGGUCCCCAGGCAAGAGACGCACUCUUUAAGGAGAUCCAGCAGGUGCAAGAACGAGGAGUGCAGCUGCAGCGGCUCCUGUUCGCUCUAGGCAUUCCGGGGAUGGGGAGACGCGCAGCUUCUGCGCUCGCACGGAAGGCGCAGACUUUCGACGGUUUUUUGAGGCUUCUGGAGGGACUAGCAGCGUCUUCUAAAGCCCCUCAGUCAGUCGUGGCCAGGGAUCCAGGCAUUGAGCCAGAGAGUGAAACGACGCCUCAGAUACAGAUGCAAACUCAGAUUGAGGAGAAGCUCCCUGGAAUAGACUCUGUACUGUUUGAGGAGCUGAAGCUCUUUGGAAGUGACGCCCGUAAUCGCCAGCAGCUGCUGGAGAUAGCAAAGAUGCUGCCUGUACACCCGAUGCCGGCUUCAGGUUGA